Molecule: messenger RNA, 1803 nt
Organism: Ambispora gerdemannii
Lineage: Eukaryota; Fungi; Glomeromycota; Glomeromycetes; Archaeosporales; Ambisporaceae
Source: the annotation of a GenBank genome assembly
AUGUCUUAUACUUGGAGUGCCUAUUUCGAAGAAACACGUCCCGAAGAUUAUCGUUUUCUGGACUUCUACGAGUACCGAUCACAACAAUCCGACUUCACCUUUUCUUUUCGUAAAGAAUCUGACAAACUGAAAAAGGAUCUCAGUAUUCUAAUAACAAACGGUCCAGACAAAAUGAAGGAGGGUGUUAGUCUACUUAACAAAAGUUUUAAGGCAAAGUUUUUUUCUAUCAUCGUUUCUGCAUGGCUGGCUGGCAGAGGGAGGCUUCCACAGCUAUGGUGGGCACCUGCUUGCUGUCCACCUUACGGUCUGAUUGCCCGCUGUGGAAAAAGGAAAACCCUCACAACUACGGUGGACACCUGCUUGCUGUCCACCUUAUGUGACGUUGAUACGUUUUGGAGGGAAAUUGAAUUACACGAGGAACUGUAUGAAAUUGAGGAAAAAGCUUCUAGAUCAGUAAUGCGUGGCACCAUAAAAGUUGUCGAUACUGCCAUCGAAAACGCUUGUUCCACCAUUGAGAACGUCAAUACUAGACUGACGAACCCAGGAAAACGUGUAAAUAACGUCACAGUCCCCAAAGGCAACAAGAAAAUUAAAUGUUCCUCCAUAUCUGACACAUCGUCUAUCAAUGAAAAGAGCGAAGCUGACAUAAAACAAAAUGAAAAUAUGAACGAGAAAAAUCGAGAAGACGGACACCGAUCUCAAGAUGAAAAAGAUUCAGAGAAUGGUUUGAGUGAAGCAUCGGAAUCGAUGGUUGGGAGAAUAGAAAGAACUCCAUUGACAGUGGACGACAUCGACCUGGAGGAAGUUUUUAAAGAUUACUGUGAUGAAUGCGAAGACAAUUUUGACGAUAUCAUGGAUAUGAGGCCAACUUCACGCUUCACGGAUAAAAUUGCGGAAGAAUAUUGGGAUAAAUUCGUGCUAGGUACAUAUCCCAAGCAUAAUAUACCUGAGGAAUGGGUGAAAUUCAUACAAGAAUUUUUCAAGCCGAGAGUUAGCCUAGAAGAAUGGACAAAGGCUUGGCGUGGACUUCAUGAAAAGAUUAACGAAAACAAAAAAGACCUAGUGGAUGUUAUCUACAACAUCCUUGGACCAUACAUCAAAGCUUUUGAAGCACCAUUCAACAUCUUAAAGUCAGGUGAUCUCCAUGAAAAUCAAUACAAUGCACAAUUCAUAAGUCCGAUAUUAGGAAAUACAAUGAAUACUGUAUGUGGAGAAUGUAAUCUUGAAAUUCCGGUAGAAAGUAGCAAAGCUCGUCGCAAUACAGGUAUAAAUCCAAUCGUUGAUAAAGUUUUAGAAGCAAAGUGCGCAGAUGGGCUUGCUCGUCUCUGGCUAAGUCGUGAAGAAGUAUUCUUGUAUGAACAGACAGGAUCCUCUGAUUUUGAUGAUAUUACUCAGUUUCAUAUUCACGAUUAUAAAUUGGUCAGAACAAUGCGAGAUGUAUUGAAUCAACGAAUCAUAAUUCGCCUUAAAAAUGGAAUAUGUGAUCAUAAAGACCUUGCAAGCUUCAGUGCUUUUGGAAAUGGUACUGAAGUAUCUUUGUUUUGGUUAACAAUACAUCGGAAGUCGUAUUGUCUUCGUGAAUACGGAACUUUCAAGAUCCCUUCAACUUGGCAAGAGUUCCCUGUUCUUUCCGAGGCAAUUAUAACAUGUCUCAAAUUUUUUUCCUUCAUGAAAGAAAAUAUUGAAGUGAGAAAUUCAUACGUUGAACAAAACCAAAAGUUGGUGGCCAAGCGAAGAGUACACUCAAUAAAGCAGAACCAGACAUCACCGAUUCGACCUAAUAAGUGGAAGCCAAAAAAAUAA